Emiliania huxleyi CCMP1516 is the source of this 516-nucleotide messenger RNA. RefSeq lists its product as hypothetical. Lineage: Eukaryota; Haptophyta; Isochrysidales; Noelaerhabdaceae. The coding region runs from base 1 to 516 and encodes 171 amino acids. The transcript is spliced from 3 exons. The record is from RefSeq and is a predicted model, not a curated record.
AUGGCGACGGUGCGGGCGUAUGAGAACAUCGAGGCACGUCGCGGCCGGGAUGGUGGCGAUGUCCGGGACGUGCGCUGCUGCCGGGACGUGCGCUCCUGGGCGGAAGUCUGCGCGGCGGCUCGCGAGAGGGAGUUCAAGAUCUUGGCUCGCGAUUCGGAGAAGGCGAGGAAGGGGCGGCGCGCUGCAGAGGCGGCGGGCGAGCCGGAGGUGGCGCCAUCGCCGGCGCCGCCGCCGGUGUUCAAGACGCUCAGGGAGAAGAAGGCGGCUCAGGCGUCAGCGGAGGGCUGGGCGGCGGAGUGGGCGCGCGAGAAGUUCGUGAUGGCGGUGCAGGGAGAGUUCCCACGCGCGCGAGGGGCAGGCGUUCCCAAGGGGACGAUCCUGUGCCUCGGCAGGGUGCUCGACGCGCACGAUGAGCAGGAUGACGCGGAGGGUGGGCACCGGGACUGGGAGGAGGACCCGCUCGGGUUCGACACCAACCCGAUGCUGCUCCGCGCCAUGUGCAUGGCGUUCGAGUGA